Molecule: messenger RNA, 913 nt
Organism: Lingula anatina
Lineage: Eukaryota; Metazoa; Brachiopoda; Lingulata; Lingulida; Lingulidae
Source: RefSeq, a predicted model, not a curated record
CACAGCAAGUGUCAACAUCACUGUUUUGCUAAGUCAUUGCCAAGGCCUCGUUCAGCUCUACUCAGGGAAUGCCACCUAUGACAUAUGCAGUGCGUCUCCAGCGUGGAAUAUUCCUUUUGGAAACAGAACUUUCCAAAGUUCUUCUAACGCCAUUUCUAACCCAUAUGGUAGACUCUGGAUAAAAAUCCAAGAUCCAUCUUCAAUAAACCUGACAUGUUCCCAUAAAACCACUACAUCAAUGACAGAGUCUAGCACAAUUGCUCCCAGCAGCACAACUACUGCAAUCAAGGUUGUUCCAUACCAACCUGAACACAAAUUAACACCAAAAGAAGUGGCCUUCAAAAAUGCAGGCUGGCUGAUUGGCAUUGCAUUUGCCAGUGCAGUUGUGAUAUUUUUCCUUGCUAUUACUCUUAUCUACUUUAGGAGAAGACAUAUUGAAAAAAGACAAACUCGUAGGCAGCAGCAGUUGAGCCAGAGGUUUGAGAAAUUCGACAAUAUCCCAGACACAAAUGAUGACCAAGACAUGAGUCCCAGUGGGAAUACAGACAGCAGGUCCAUGCCAAUCAAACUGACUGGACAAAGAAGAAAAUACCAAGCAGAUGACGAAACCCUGCAACUGAAACCCCAAAGGGGCAACCAGUAUGAGAGUGUUGCUCUUCAUGCUUUUAACAACCAGGCGUUUCUCGAGGAUCUUGAGAUGCCAAAUGUACAAAUCCAGCCCAGACGAGUGUCCGUUUCAGACAUGCCACAAUCCUCUACACCUCCUGCUAUGAAAGUUCACUUUGAGGAUACCAUAUUUGAGAAGGGGGAAUGGAGAAGAAGCGAAGGAGCUUUCCAAAACAAAAGACCAUCAGUGAAAAAAUCAAACAGUCCCAAAUCAGACUUCGACUGGCUUAAUCCUAACUCAGACUAA